GCCACAUACUCCACUCCAUGUCCCAUUAGUCACAACAAGAUCAAGUUUCAGGUUUAUCCCUCAUCACCAAACCCAUAUGAGCAAACAACAACUAGUUUUCCCUCACCAUUUCAACAAAUGGAAGGCACAUUUGUACAUGCUCUCUCCUUUGCAAAACCUUCAUCUCUGUUGAAUUCACCACUCUUACUUCACCUCAAUGCCACCUCAGUUGCUUUCAGUUCAGUACCCCACCAUCAUUUGCCCAAGCGCUUUCUGUUUCAGCCACCAAGUGGUGUUCGGUACAUAGCAAAAGAAAGGAAGAACCUGGGAGUUGUGCAUGCCUCAGAGGCUGCAAACCCAACAACCAAUGAUUCAGAAAAAUGGCUUCUUGAACCAGUUGGAGAUGGUGAUUCAAGGCAUAUAGGCUUCAAGGUUGAGAUGCCAGGUGCAUAUGUGAUUGCUUCUAGUGAGGUGACUGUUGGACGCGUACCUGACAAAGCAGAUCUGGUAAUUCCAGUUGCAACAGUGUCCGGUGUGCAUGCACGCAUUCAAAAGAAACAAGGGAAUCUUCUUGUCACAGAUUUAGAUAGCACUAAUGGGACAUUCAUUAAUGAGAAGCGGCUGAGACCUGGAGUAGUCACCACUAUAUCAUCCGGGAGUGUUAUUAUAUUUGGAGACACCCAUUUAGCUAUGUUUCGUGUAUCAAAGGUCGAAGACGUGAUGGCUGCGGACGCAGGUGUUGAAACUGAAAUUGAACCGGACACGGCUGCUGACGCAGAUGUUGAAACUGAAAUUGAACCAGACACGGACAACAAACGUGAUGAUACCGAAACGAGUUGAACAUCUAGUUGUGCCGCGCAUGCUAUGUUUUGUAUACUUAAAAAUGAACAAAUGAAAAUUUUGGCUAUAAUUUGAUUAAUUCAAAAAAUUAAUGUUGAACUCAAUCAUUUGGUUUGAAUUAAGUCAUAUAUUAAAGUUUUAAAUA
This is a messenger RNA of Cajanus cajan (pigeon pea), 964 nucleotides long. RefSeq names its product SMAD/FHA domain-containing protein. The record is from RefSeq and is a predicted model, not a curated record. Gene Ontology annotation, molecular function: protein binding. Lineage: Eukaryota; Viridiplantae; Streptophyta; Magnoliopsida; Fabales; Fabaceae.